AUGAAUGCCCAGAAUUCCAUUGGAAGUGUUGACACUCGCAAAGCCUAUUAUAGAGUACAGGCGGCCCUCAUAUCGGCUAUCUAUCAGAAAAUGCUUAGACUUAGUGCGGCCUCCCGUCGGGAAUAUACGACUGGUGAUAUCAAUAACAUAAUGGGUGUCGAUGUGACGGAGAUAUGUGACUUCUUCCGGUCGAUGACCGCCUUAUAUGCCGUACCUAUGAAUCUAAUGAUUGGUGGAUAUAUUCUGUGGCGACAAUUGGGUCCGUCAUCACUGACUUUAUUUGUAAUGAUGGCAAUCGUGGGUCCACUCAAUACAUUUAUUAUGAGAAAAAUCAAUGGCUUGCAAACUAAACAAAUGGAAUUGAAAGACAAACGUAUGGAACAAAUCAGUGAAGUAUUGAAUAACAUUAAACUUCUGAAACUAUUUGGUUGGGAGAAGCCGUUUAUGGAUAGAGUGUCAAAAACAAGACAUCAAGAGUUACAUACACUGAGAAUUGCUAACUAUUGGUGGUCUGCCAUUGACGUGCUUUGGGUUGUCAUCCCAUUUAUGAUCGCCGGAAUCACAUUCACUGUUUAUAUGCUAACAUCGGGUCAAGAAUUUACAGCUAAAACAGCAUUUGUUUCACUUUUUGUGUUAAACAUAUUAAGGUCUCCAAUGGGAAGACUUCCCGAUGCCUUAACCCACUUGACUCGAGCUAUUGUCUCGUUUCGAAGAAUUCGCAAAUAUUUAAGUUGUGAAGAAUUGGAGGAAAGUGUGGAAAGGGAUGAGAGAAGAGACGAUUUAAGUGAUGAGAGAUAUGCCGUUUGUUUGAAAAAGAGUUGCUUUUCGUGGGGUUUAGAAGAAGAGCCGAUUCUAAAGGAUAUUACACUGAAUGUGAAGAAGGGAUCGUUGGUUGCGAUCGUAGGAAGAGUGGGAUCGGGAAAGUCGUCCCUAUUUUCAGCCCUGAUGGGCGAUAUGUACCAAAUGGGAGGCUCGAGGAGUGCAAUGAGGGGUUCGGUGUCUUAUGUGCCACAAUCGGCU
Oppiella nova is the source of this 1020-nucleotide messenger RNA. NCBI's taxonomy places the organism in Eukaryota, Metazoa, Arthropoda, Arachnida, Sarcoptiformes, Oppiidae. The record is from the annotation of a GenBank genome assembly.